Molecule: messenger RNA, 1851 nt
Organism: Trichoderma atroviride IMI 206040
Lineage: Eukaryota; Fungi; Ascomycota; Sordariomycetes; Hypocreales; Hypocreaceae
Molecular function (GO): zinc ion binding; nucleic acid binding
Source: RefSeq, a predicted model, not a curated record
AUGGCUGCAACUCGGUCAAAUUCAGGGGACUUCAUCAGCCUUCUGAGUAGCGAGGAUGAGCGCCCCUUGCCAAAGAAAAGGAGAUCCCCAAACGACAGCCUGGCUAGCAACGAUGGGCCAAAUGCUUCUACAGAACGCUCCAAGCGUGCUCGGAUAAGCUCAGCCUCUGCUGAUAGCAUCACAGGCGCCAAGGUGUCGGAAGAAGGAGAAAUUGAUGAGGAUUUUGAGGGUGAGGUUUACACACCUGAUACAGGUAGCGAGGGGAGGAGAUCAGGGGACUCUGCAUCGGGCGCCGUCUUUCUUCCCAGAGAACCCCCAGUCUAUACAAACGACUCGCUAUCCCUUCAACUGCCGGUGUUUUCACAGCAAAGGGAGGGCUCAUGGCCUGUAAGGUUCAAGGAAUGGGUGCAGCUUCUGUAUACGACCAACUCAUCGCAGGCUGCUGAGCUUACACCUACAUUAAUUCGAGCUGCUUACGCUCAGUACAUCGAUAUUCACAGCAGAUUGAAGUCGAACAAAAAGCGCAGUGCGAAGCUGGGCGCUGAUGGCUUUGAAGACGCAUCUCUGGCACAGUUGCUGGCAUCUCUUCGGCCGGCGGCUGCGCACACACAGCAAACGGCAAACGGCUUGACUGAGCCUCAGGGCCAGGCAGGCGUGUCUGACCAGCUGCAAACGCCCGACAACAAGAACGAUCAGCCCACUGUCAGCGAUGGCCAGCCUGAUGAAUCGGCAGCACAAGCCAGCGGUGUUUUCGUCGUCGAUGUGAACCCACAACCUCUGCCUUCAAACGCGCAAAGGCAGCAGCCAGAACCCCAGCCUACCAAAAACGCCAUGCCCCCUCGAGAAGGCGUUCCGUCGGGCGAUGACGCCCUGCAGCAGCAGCAUCGAUACUUUCCUUCGGCUGCUGAUCCAUCCACCAUGUGCUUGCUCUGCGGACGAGAAGGCCACAUUGCAGACAGCUGCACGAACGACUCGUGCAAGUUUUGCGGGAAAAACGACCAUUGGGAUUAUUCGUGCACGUCCAUCAAACUCAGAUGUCGUAAAUGCAACCAGCUUGGCCACAAAGCUACCUCCUGUACGGAGAAGCUGGCCCUUACUAAGCAAGAAGGGCUCGCGUGUAGCUAUUGUAGCUCAUCCGACCAUCUAGAGACUGAUUGCACAGAGAUUUGGCGGUCAUUCCAUCCUGAAACGGGAACGAUCAAGACUGUCACCGCUUUACCAGCAUCAUGUUCUCUUUGCGGCAGCGCCAAGCACUAUUCCGGCGACUGCAGACAGAGAGGAGAUUCCGCGCCAAAUCCAACCUGGUCUUUGGCAAACAAGAGUCAAUAUAUCGACCCGACAUGCGGCUCAUUUGCGAUUUCCAGUGUUGCGGAGCCUGCAUCAAACCAACAGUCCGACCUGAGAAUCCGCGGCCACGCUUCCCGUGCCAACACUGUCCACUACUCUGAGGGCGAGGACUCUGACGAUGUGGAAUUCCUGGGUCAUCGAGCUGCACCGAAACCAGUGCGGACAGGCCGAAUUACCGUGUCGACCAACCUCCAUGCCCCCAAUGGAAGCCAGCAGCCUCCUCUUCCACCUGGCCCACCGCCUCCUUUGCCGCCACACUCGUCGAAUAGGCGUCCACCAGGCACAGCAAGACAAGCCUAUUCACAAGGACAAGUCGGAUCUUCGCUUCCUGCCAGACCACCAGUGUCUUCAGGGGUUUAUAGCAAUGUACCGCCCCCGCCCCCCGCGCCUGGAAGAGGAGGACGAGGCGGUGGACGAGGCGAUAGAGGUGGACGAGGUGGUCGAGGCGGUAGAGGAGGGAGCAGAGGCUACCGAGGAGGGAAGUUCAGGGGUGGUAAAUAUUGA